Penicillium salamii is the source of this 1701-nucleotide messenger RNA. Lineage: Eukaryota; Fungi; Ascomycota; Eurotiomycetes; Eurotiales; Aspergillaceae. The record is from the annotation of a GenBank genome assembly.
AUGGCAGGCAUCUUCGAGGCCCCGCGGAAUGCGGACACACUCUUCUUGGGUGGGCAGAAAAUCACCGGCGCUGAUGUCCGUGAACAAAAUGUUCUGGCAACACAGGCUAUCUCCAAUGUCAUCAAGAGCUCCUUUGGCCCCUCCGGCCUGGACAAGAUGAUGGUUGACGACAUAGGGGAUGUUACUGUGACAAACGAUGGCGCUACCAUUCUUUCUCUGUUGGAUAUUGAGCACCCCGCGGGCAAGAUUCUUGUUGAUCUCGCCCAACAACAGGAUAAGGAGGUUGGCGAUGGUACUACCUCGGUUGUUCUCAUUGCCUCUGAGCUUCUCCGGAGAGGUAACGAGCUGAUGAAGAACCGCAUACACCCUACCACAAUCAUCAACGGAUACCGACUGGCCCUGCGCGAAGCCGUCAAGUAUAUGAACGAGAAUGUUACGACUAAGGUGGACAAUAUUGGAAAGGACAGCCUGGUGAACAUUGCGAAGACUUCCAUGUCCAGCAAGAUCAUCGGUUCUGACUCCGAUUUCUUCGCGAACAUGUGUGUGGACGCAAUGCUGCAGGUCAAGUCUGUGAACCAGAGAGGCGAGGUCAAAUACCCCGUCAAGGCCGUGAACCUGCUCAAGGCCCACGGAAAGAGUGGCACCGAGUCUGUUCUUGUGAACGGUUACGCCCUGAACUGCACCGUUGCUUCCCAGGCCAUGACCACCCGGGUGACUGAUGCUAAGAUCGCCUGUCUCGACAUGAACUUGCAGAAGGAGCGCAUGAAGCUCGGUGUUCAGAUUACAGUGGAAGACCCCGAUCAAUUGGAGAAGAUCCGCGAGCGGGAGUCCGGCAUUGUUAUGGAGCGUGUUGAUAUGAUUCUGAAGUCUGGUGCCAACGUCGUCCUUACCACCAAGGGUAUUGACGACAUGGUCCUCAAGCUCUUCGUCGAGAAGGGUGCUAUGGCCGUCCGCCGCUGUAAGAAGGAGGAUCUGCGCCGUAUUGCCAAGGCCACCGGUGCCACUCUGGUCAGCACCCUUUCUGACCUCAACGGAGAUGAGAAGUUCGAGGCAUCAAACCUUGGACACGCAGAGGAGGUCGCGCAAGAGCGGAUCUCCGACGACGAGUGUAUCCUCGUCAAGGGCACUAAGGUUCAGAAUGCCGCCUCUAUCAUUCUCCGUGGUGCCAACGAGUUCAGCUUGGACGAGAUGGAGCGCUCUGUUCAUGAUUCCCUUUGCGCUAUCAAGCGAACUCUGGAGAGCGGAAGCAUUGUUCCUGGUGGUGGUGCUGUGGAGACCGCACUUCACAUUUACCUAGAGGAAUUCGCAGUCACAGUGGGCUCUCGUGAGCAACUGGCUAUCGGCGAGUUCGCCCAGUCUCUGCUUGUCAUUCCCAAGACUCUGGCAGUCAACGCAGCAAAGGACUCAUCCGAGCUCGUUGCUCAGCUUCGUGUCCGUCACGCCCUGUCACAGCGUGUGCAGGAGGGCGACGCCAAUGAGGAGGAGAAGGCCAUUGCUAAGAAGAAGACUUACCGCAACUACGGUUUGGAUCUGAUGAAGGGACGGGUUCAUGAUACCCUCAAGGCCGGUGUGCUGGAGCCCAGCAUGAGCAAGGUCAAGCAGUUGAAGAGUGCCGUGGAAGCUUGCAUAGCUAUCAUGCGCAUUGACACGAUCAUCAAGCUUGACCCCGAGCAGCCGGCGGAUGACGGCCAUGGCCACUGA